AUGUACGCCUCCAUGGAGACAGCUGUCAAGCUAGAGACGGCGCCCACGAUGGCGUCGCAAGAGCCUGGCACAGUGCGGUGCACCCCGCAGCGACCACUCAACGCGGCUUUGCAGGCUGAGGCGAUCACUUACCUCAUGCACGAGCGGGAAGCCGAUGCGUCGGCGGCGCUGUCAGAGAGUGACCUGCACUCCUUGGCCAUGCGCCGAGAGCAGCCUCUGGUGCCGCCGGAGCUGUUAAUGGAACUGAAAGGCAGCGAGCAAGCCGGCGCAUCCCUAGCACUGCCGGAAAAGCUGAACCCGUGCACGUGCACCGCCGCGGCGUUCGACGCGUGGCUCCGCGCCGUCGUGAAAUCGAUUCCUUCGCCAGCUGAGGCGGCGGACGCAGUGCAACGGGGGAACUGCCGUGGCUCUCGCACCAUCCAUGGUCGAGCGAAGUCUGGCGGCGUUACAGGGGUGUCCCGUCAGCAGGCCCUCUACAGGGUACUGGAGAUGCUCGAGGCGGCCGCCCGUUUGCUUCAGCGGCACGCCGUACUCUGCCGCGACCGAAACCGCCUUCUGCACGCCUACUACGACGCUCUCGAGGAGGACAUCUACCAGCACGCAACGGCCGUGUCGACAUCGACAGCAGCGAAGGACACCGUCCAUCCCACGGCGGAAACACAGCUUCAGCAGCUGCUGCUGCCGGAGCAGCAUAAGUUUUCUCCGUUCCACUACCACCUGCGCUUUUACAAGCGCGGUGUGCCGCUUCAGCACUACACACAGGAGAAGGAGAAACUGCAAAGCCGUUUGGAGAAGGUGUACUACGUGCUGCUGAAGCUCGAGGAGGUGGAGGGGCUAAGCAACUCAAUUCUUGUCGAAGGUCAGGCUACGUCGCUGCUGAGCCAGCAACAGUGGCAGGGCACGGACGAUGUGCAGGGCGGUAGCACAAAGGCGGGGUCCAUGAUGCGCACCAACGUGGGGAAGACCGGCAUAGGUGCAGGGAGCAGCGCGGACUCGCAUGGUGCGCUCACGCUCACCGGCGGCGGCGCGCGCGGAGAUGGAGCAAGCAGGCCGGCAAUGAACGGGCCGACGUCGCAGUUUUCGCGGCGGCUUGUCGGAAUGGAGUGGCGGGUGCGUCACCUGCGCCGCCAGCUGCGCCUGCCGCGUCCUGUGUCAGGGGUGACGUCCCGUCUGCGUAACGAGCUCAUUCUCUCCUUUUCCGCCCGUGUUCUGGCGCUGCGGGAGCCAGCUCCGUUCACAUCCGAGAUGUACGUGACGUCCGCCGCGUCGCCGUCGCCACAGGCCGCCCCACAGCCCCCCGUCGACGCCGCACAUCAUCAGAGCUCGCACUCCAUCAGCGCCUUUGUCGAGUGGUACGUUCAGCGUGUCAUGGAUCCGCUCGCCAUCUCGCAGCUUCUCAGCAUCGUCCCGCGGGAGUAUGUGGUGACGACCACCUGCCGCCUUGUCUACGCCUGUGAGGCACAUGCCUCGCUACGCACGUCGCGCGCUCUCCCAGACCUGGGCCCCGUGCUGCUGCGUGCUGUGGCCGAAGGCCGCGUCGACGCCGUGGCACAGCUGCUUCUCUCUUCAAGCGUCUCCUACGGCAGCGUCCUUUCUCACCCGGUGGACUGCCACACGUGCUUCUUCGCGGGCCUCCUUGGCGGCCAGCUCGACGUGCUGACCCGGCUAGUGGAGCAGCAGAGCUGGCAUGUGAGCGCGCUGCACGUGUUGCUCUUCAUGGGCGCCCCAUGGAACACGGCCGCAGCACCGACGGCGGUGAUGUCGUCGCGCGGGUGCCACGUAUACCAGCAAGCGCUAGUGGAGCGCGUACAGACGUUCCUCAGCGUAGCAGAGCAGGUGCUUGCGGCCCGCAGUCAGGAGCCCACGUACAAGUUGCCUCUCUCCUUGGAAGAGAACUCCAUGGGUGCAACGGGCGUGAGCACCAUCGCCGGCGGCGCCGACUACGAGGCUGACGAGUCGGCCCUCGCAGCGCUGCGCAAAGCCCAGCUACUCGACGUGAGCGCAGAGGGUGAGAAGCUGCUCGCUACCUUGGCCUGUUUCCUCGGUAGUACCGCGUCGUCAGCCUCCAUCCACGACGAUGCACUGCGCGGUGAGCGUCACCGCUCUCAGCCCCCCACCCACUCCGGCAGGACAACGACGGCAGCCAUCCCGUCAUUCACGCGCAGCGGCGGACUGCAAAAGAAGGCCGAAGACGCCAGCGACGCGGACGACGACGACAUCACCGGCUCCGCGGGUGUCUCGGCAUUAAGUGCAUUGCCGAUGGCAUCCAUCCCCCGAGCAGCUCCCGUGCCGCCGCCGGUGUUUCUCAACGGCACUCUUCACCGCUUACAACUCUUCCUGGCAGUGCGUAAUGCCAUGCUGCAGUAUGAGCGGCAGCGACAAGAUUCACAGUGGGAGACGCUGCUAGGCAAAGUCAAGGCACGGCCGAACAGCGGCGACGGCACCUCCUCCGCGGUCGCAAGCACCACGCAAGGGCUCGGGAGCAGCGCCAAUAAUUCGGCCUGGCUGCACACCAAGGCACCCCCGCUCCUGCAAGGCUCAGCUGCCGCGAACCCUCGCACAGACCACGGAGAAGCGCCGCUCGCCUCUGCCGUGACGGCCCCAUCGUCCUUUGCGCACAUCCUGCAGCAGCAUCAGCUGGACGCCUUGACUGCUGUCGCGGUGUGCCCACUGCGCUGUCAGAUGUGCCCAGCAUUCACGACGCCGCUGCUGCAGCGCGUCGAUGCGUGGAGCUAUGGCCCGCUGCAGCCAACGACCGCCAUUACAGCAGCGUUGGGUACCGCGCGCGACCCCGGCAGCGAGGGAGGGGCGCCGCAGUCCAGCAGGAAGCUCAUCUCUCUCGCCGCGCAGAUGAAGACGCUGAUUGGGAUUGGGCAAGACGAUUGCCGUCCCGACGAAAACUUGCGUGACCGCCUCAGCCGGAGCCUGAGCUCGUUGUCCCUGCCUAGCCGGCCCAUCACGGCGCUCCUCAUGCGAUCCGACGCGGCCAUCGACAUGACGGCCAGCUCGUGGUACGUGCACGCAACUACCAGCCAGGCCAAUUUCGUGGAAGAGGAGCAUAUGCAGUACAAUAGCAGCAGCAACAGCAGUGCACUCAACAUCAUCAACGACAGUACCGGCAAGUGCAAUGUUGAACGCCAAACCGCCCGAGGAUCUCGCCUUCACGGGCUCAUGAACCCGUGGCAGGGGUGCAGUGCCACCGGCUCGCUGAUGUCAGCCCUGCCGUUUCGCUACUCGUUCUCCAUGCCGCUAGAGGAUGUGCGUCGAGCCGCGCAAGAUGCAAAACAGCGGCGAGCACUGCGCACCCUGUACGGUAGCUCCGCGGCGGGGGCGGCGGACAAGAGCAUCUCUGACCACGACGACGACGGGGACGGGUCGGACGACCACCACCCCCGGGGCAGCGGCGUUGACACCGCAGCUGAGAACCUGGCUAGUCUCUUCGUCCAUCGUGCACCGCCGCCGCCAGCCAAGCCCAGCUUCUACUAUGAGGUCCAGAUGUCAGUGGAGUACCUUGUAGCUAUGUACGCGGCCGAUUACCUUGGUGCAGCGCCACCCGCCAUCGGCAGUGAAGCGCUCGCACACGGCGCUAGUAGCCCUCUCUCCGAGGACGCCAUGCACCGACUGUGCGAGAAUUGUGUGGUAGUCGGGCUGUGCAACCCUAUCACCGCCGCUCAGGCGAACGGGUGCACGCACAGCCCCUCUCAGCCGUAUGUGGUGACGCAUCUAGGCCACGAAUGGGGCGCUGGGGGCGCGGCACAGGAUAAGGAGAGGGGCGGAAGCGGGAGCGGCGCCUGGUCGGCGGGUGUAUCGGUAUCGGUGAUCGCCCACGAAAAAGUGACGGCGUCACGCCUGCGGUCGACCUGCGCUACUGCACACACCUCGCCAGCAACGGCAGCGGCAGCGGUGGUGGAGCCCGGUGCGGCAUCGAUAGCACCGAGCGACUACGACACCGAUACCGAUGUUCUCUACUUGGGUGUGUGGAAGCAUCAGCGAAACAGUGUCUGUGCCAUCACGGCGAUGCAGACCCCGCUCCACGACGUGGACGGGGAUGCCGCGGAUGUCUGCGCAAACGUCGCCCCAGUUUACCUGCGGCUGGAACUCCCGCGCUGGUCGCAUCCGGCGCCGGAAAAGGCGGCAGGGACGGCAGCAGCGCAAGAUGCCCCACGCCAUCGCGCUCCCGCCGCCAACGGUAAUUCAGUCCACGCCGCCGAAACGAACGCCUCCGCUGCUGCUGCUACUGCUGCGACGACGAGCACGAACAUGUUGAUGGUGCCCCUCAUCACCCGAGCCUGCCGAGAUGACGUGACGAGAGCAGUAGCGAAGGCUCAGCAGCAGCAGCAGCAGCAGCAAGCGGAAGCGGCGCAGACGACCGCGUCGAAUCAGGCCAGCGAGCGCACGAGGAAGAGCCGACGUAGUGCAACUUCUCUCUCUCCCCCUGCAACACCUUUCCCUUCGUUGCCCCGCGUCCGCUGUGAGGUCGCGGCCACUCUGGUGCUGGGGCUGCUGUUCGACCCAUCGGCGUGCACACUGCGCCUGCGGCUCAACAACUACACCGACUUCGAGGAGAUCACGCUGGGCCUGCAGCUCGGCAGCGUAGCCGAAGCCACCGCAGCCACAACAUCAGCUCCACCCCCGCCACCGGCGCUGCAGUCUCGCCUCUACCCUGCCGCGACCCUGUCGCUGAACGACUGUGGCUGGAGAAGCUGGUGUGACCAUCAAACACGCAAGUGGGCGAAGCAGCAGCAGCAGCAGCAGCAGCAGGGGGCUCAGCCGACGGGACUGACGUCAGGCAAAGGGCGAGGUGAGCGCGCGCAGGGCGAAUACAGCGCACUGCCGCCGUUAGCAUCGACGCCGUCUUCGUCGCUAUCUGUAUCCAAUGCAGUGCUGCGCUUCAACUUCGACGCGGCUGAGCUGCUGCUCGGACCCCCACCGCCCCGCCAAGCGGUAAGGGUCACGUCCGCUGACGCGACGGUGCCUGCCAGAAAAGCCGCGCACAUGUCGCAUCAGCAGCGGCGAGUCAGCGAGCCGAUCGGUGCGCCGUCCCGGACACCUCAGCCUAUUGCGCUGCUGGACAGUACUGUCAAAUUCACGGAGAUGCUGUCGCUGCUCACAGACGUGUCGCUUCUCGCUGCGACGAAGCAGAGCGGCGACAAGAAUCAGCGACAGCAGCAACUCCCCAGCCUCGGCCACGGCGACGACGUGGCGGCUGAGGACGAGAAGGACGAGGUCGACGGUGUCGAUGCAACAAAGCUACGAGGCGCGGCGCCGCCGGCACAUCCGUCGCCGUUGCUCAUCGGCUCGCGCGAUCGCCGCACACACGUGGCGAUGAUGCAGGUGCAGCGUCUUCUGAACACUCCUGGAGGCGGUGCAACCGGCACAACAGCCGGCAGCAGCUCCGUCUUCAACAGCAGAGACCCCGCGGACAUCUUUUACCCUCCUGUCCGCAUCUACCGGCACAGUUGCCACUGCCCUCCUCACGAGCUCUAUCCGUUGCCAUCCUCCUCCUCGCCCGACGCAGCCGACAAGGACGACGUUGGGAAGCGCAGCCGGCGCACGCUGCAGUGCCGACGGCGUCUCGGAAACCGGCGAGUCGGACUUAGCAGCGUCGGCGAGGCGCCAUCGCUCUCCUUAGCCAGCGUGUAUUGGCACGACAUCAUUCCCGAAAAUGCUCGCCUCACGCCGCUCUGCGCGGCACUCGCGUCGCGGCAGCGAACCAUGGCGUACGUCAUCGCAACGCACCCGCUCACGUGCUUUUGCAACCUCACCGCCGACGAGGAGAGCGCCUGUGAUGCCUCCGUGCGGCAGCAGCAGCCUCAGCAGCGCCGCGCCGCCCUCUACGCAGCGUGUGCGCUUGGCUACAUGGAGGUGGUGCAAGUUCUUCUGGAGCGCAUCCCCGUGGAGGAGCUUCUCUCGUACUUUGGACUUAUUAUCGAGAGCGAGGCACGCGCGGCGCUGCAGCGCUGUUACACGGUGGCGAGCACCGUUUUCUUGCGCAACUACCAACUCCGCUCACUCGCGACUCAGUCGUCGUCGUCGUCGCCAAGCAGCGCCGAUUGCGUCGACGGCAGCGCCACGGUGCCGGCUGCGCAGGCAAGGAAUAGCGGUGGCACUGCGGCCGCAACCUCGGCACCAGCAGCGCCUUACUUGUCGAACGAAAGCCAGCGAGCCCUUCUCGACGCCUCCGCCAUCUACUCCUCCUCACGGUUCACCUACACCCCGCUGCACGUGGCGCUUCUCGGCGUCAUGCUCGACAACGGAGAUCAAGACGAGGAGGGUGUGGAAGAAGCCAGCUGCGUUGACGUGGACACGGAUGAGGCACGCAUGUGCUCGCUGAACGCGCGCCUCAGCAAGCAAACAGCCUGUGUAACGGUGUUGCUCAACGGCCUCUACGAUCUACUCUGUGUGGCGUCAGCAUCGAACACAACGGCGCGGAAGGCGCAGAACACGGCGGAACUAGCGCAUCCGCCGCACUCGACAAAGUCGCAUGGGCGGGAGGAAGAUGUGCUGGGGAGUGAGGCGCAAGCACGGCGGGCGUCGUCGGCAGGCCAAGAGCUCCUUGUCGACGCGCUCAACCUGCAAAGCCCGACAGGCGAGACUGCUCUACUAGUCGCUGUUCGCCACAACAACGUCGCCGUCGCUCUUCGCCUCCUGAAGCUGGGCGCGCACCCGGCUUGCGUGGAUCGUGUCACGAGGCUGCUCAGCCUCGAGCUUGCCUGUGCGAACCGCUGCUCACCGAUUGCAGAGGCUCUGCUGCAGUCUCACAACGGCGGCGGCGCCGUGUACGCCACGUCGCCCGUCCUUCUGAAUCACGCCGGCAUCGCCACUGCGCUGUGCUGGUGCGCCAUCAACAACAUGCCCGCCAUCAUGCAGCGCCUCCUGGAGUGCGGCGGGAUCGACGUGGACAGCGGAUUUGAAGGGAGCUCCCCGCUGCACCUUGCAAUCGCGUUCGGCAGCGAGGCGGCCGCGCUGACGCUGCUCAACGGCUCCCAACCGAGGAAAACAGCCACUAUCAGCGCGCGCAAGAACCGAGGCGGCCGGGCAGAUGCGCCACCGGCAGUUCCUGUUGUGGCCGCAACCGCUCCACCUGACACCAAAACCGCAUCGUUGGCGGCAAAGCACUUGAUCUUUGGCUCCAGUGAACGCGGUGCCGCGGCACCGUCUGCCUCAACGGCGCGGCCAACGGAGGCCGUCUCCGCGGUGGAGGCGCACAGGAAGCCCUUCAUGGAUGUCAACAUACUUCACGAGCGCACGCACUGCACACCGCUGCAUCUCGCUUGCGAGCGCGGGCAACUACGCAUCAUUCGCUCUCUUCUGCAUUCGUGGCACGCUCAGCUAAACAUCUCGGCCGCCUACACCAACUACACGCCGCUCCUCGCGGCGGUGGCGAACGGCCAGGAAGAGGCGGCGCUUCGCAUCCUCGAGUACAGCAAGGACGAACUCCGCCGCGGCCGUGCAGUGCUCGAUCUGUGCGCAAUCGAUCAGCACAACGACACCGCGCUGCACCUGGCUGCGAGUCGCGGGCUAAAUCUUGCGGUGGAGUACAUGUUGAUUCAGUUCAGCGAGGAGGAGGUGGCGCGGCUGGUAGCCCUGCAUCCUACGUUAGCUGCAUCGCCUGCGUACCUGACAGCGACGUCUAUAGUGCCCCUGCACGCUGUGAACAAGCAGGGCAAGACAGCCUUGCUCGUCGCUGUGCAGCAUGACCAAGCCGAUACGGCCGAGCUGCUGGUGAGCAUGCUUAUCGACAGCGUGGAGACUCGGAAAGUGGGAGACGCCGCGGCGGUGUUUGGAGGUGGUGGUGGUCCCAAGUCGCCUACCGCGGUAACAGAUGCUGAAGAGUCGUUAUGCAGUGCACUGGAAGCCGCCGCUGCAUCGGCGCCCUCGCAGGUUGGUGGCCCCCUUAUCGAAGGCACCUGCAUGGCCCUGCAUCAGGCGCACAGGAAGCAUCUUGACUCUGUGGUGCAGAUGAUGUUGUCCGCCCCUCCCAGCCUGUUUCCAUGCACCGCUGCAUUUCGCAACUCGGUGCAGCUGUACAAGGAGCAGCAGGCGGACGGACGACGCUCGAUGGCGCUGCUGAGGAGCGAGUCGUGCGACGGCGACGUCUGUCCAACCUUUCUUGCGGAUGCAAGCACUGGCCCGGUGCCAGCGAGUGAGCGAAACGAAAACGCGUCGCAGCGCAGCCCCGCUAUGGUGCAGGAUCGAGGCUCCUUUGUGCGCAUUCUCCUCACGCGCGCCGCCGGCCCCUCCAUCUCGCCGAACGACGCCCUGCGUAUCCUGCUGCGCGGCUUCGCGCUCCCUGAGUUGUGCGUGUACCUCAGCGAAGUGGCGGCGGAGAGUGCCGCGGUGGGGUUGCAGCGAGGUACGGCAAUGGCGCACGCGGAGCUCUUGAUUGGCUACCUGCAAGAGCACGCUGGCUCGGUGGUGGCGCCUACGCGGGCAGUUUUGUUCUGCCGCGACGUAUGGCUGUGUCUGCAGCAAUGGAUGGUCAGUGAAGCGUCUGCCGACCGCGAGCGCGUCGCGGUAUCGCGCGCUCAUCAUGCUUUGAGUAGUAGGACCAUCGACUUCACCCACUCGCAGCUGCCGGUGGGCAUAGAGAAGGGAAGCGAGCACAGGCAGAAACAGCAGCAGCAGAGCGAGCCCGAGGAGACGCCGAUGGGCUGGCUUUGCCGCAUGCUGCUCGUCCCCAAGUCUGACGUUGGCAGCCGCGCACAUGGGAAGACGGUGCAACCGCAGUCAUCAUUGCCGGCAAGUGCGCCGAGCUCCUCUGCGCUCUCCGCUGACGCGUCUAGCGCGGCGCAAGAGGCGGAGCACUACCACCACGCCUUGGAGGCGACGCUGAACCGCAAAACGCUAAGUCUUGAGGUGGCGCGCAUGAUUCGCCUUUACGGCCGCUCUCACGGCGGCGCAAGGGCCAUCGAAGAGAUCAAGAGCAUCGUGGCAGCCUACGUGAGGGUACACAGCAACGCACUUGCCGUGCACGUGAGGCUCACAACGGCGGCCGUCACAGCGGCUGCAGCGGCGACGUCGACCACGCUGAGCAGCAGCAGCAGCAGCAAGCACUCCUCCUUUUCAGUGCGCACUCGCUCGAGGGUGCAGAGCGUGUUAGAUGUGGUUGAGCAGCAUGCCAUAUGGAAUCGUGACAGCACUGUGGACUUGGACGCAACGGACAGCGAAACCCCCGAUCGAAGCUCCAUCGACGUGAUCGGCAACGAGCCGCUUUUCACGACGCCGAUGGGCUUCACAGUGUUGCAGCUGGCGGCCACGCUCAGCCUCCCGGAAGUUGUCACGUUCCUCGUGGAUACCUACAAGCUGAACCCCUUGUACGCACCGGCGCAAGGCAUGUAUACGUGCGUCGCUCAGUCAACGGCGCCGCCGCCGGUCCACCGCCCCAAGGAGGGAACGGCGAAAGAAGAGGCUGCGCGGGUGCGUAACGUCCUCGUGCGUACCGUGCGCGCCGUGGUCGGGGUAGCUUCUCCGUGCGCAGGCCGCGGUGACUACGGCGGCGGCAACGGCAGCAUCGGCAAGAGCAGGGAGGAUGACGGCCUGUGGAUCUGUUGGACUCCGUACCGCCUCGCCGUGCGCUCCGGCAACCUGCACACUGUCAAGACUCUCCUUCUGACGGGCAGCGGCGCGACACCUGCGGUUGCCGAGGUGAACCCCCGGGAGCUAUGUGACACCAGCACCUCGCCCCGUCUUUCGUACUCAGACAGGCACGUCGAAGACAGCGUUGCUGUCGGCGGCGCAGGUGCGACUGUCGCGACGGCGACCAGCUCUGCUGCUUCUCUUGUCGACUACAAGGAGCCCGCGUGGCUUGACCCAUAUCAGCGGACAGCGCUUCAGGAGACCAUUGUGGUAGCGACAACGGGUGGCAGCGGCGCCUCGGGCAGCGACUCGCUUGUAGACUCUCUCACCUUCACCGCCCCCGCCGGCUCAUCUUCCUCCAGCGCAGCGACAAGGACCGCCCCUUCGCUGUCAGAGAUGUUGGCACUGGUGCACCUGCUGCUGAGGCACGGUGCUCAGCCGAACGGGCUCUUCGACGCCACCGGCAGUGAUGCCUGGCUGCUCGCCAUGGCCGGCAGCGGCGCCGCUGGUCUGCCCAUCACGCACUACAGCUACGCAGCCAACUGCAAGCGCAGGCCGUACAGCGCUGGCUCGGAAGUGUCCUUCUCCCUGCUCUCCUUAACUGGGGUGUCUGCGUCAGCGACGACGUCGCUGGCGCUAACCCAGACGACUGCUGGCGAGGCGGCUGGGCAACGGUGCGUCGACUUGCUCCUUCGCUUCCGCGCUCCAUUGCUUGGGUGUGCGCCGGCAACGCUGCGCUGUGUUGACACUCACCUUGAUGGCAGGCACCUCGUCAGACAGCAGGAAAGCGCUGAGAGCGAGUGCUUCAACGAGCAGCUUCUGCGCUACCCACGCCGCCUCCUGCACCAGUGGCGGCGUCUGCCCUGCAUGCGCCUCGCGCCUAACAGAGCAGCUGCAGCAGGAUUUGCUCGAAGAGGCCGGCGGGCCGCAGGCACCGCUGGAAACACCCACGACGGCAGCGGCAGCGAUGAAGACAACGACGCUGCGGGCAAGGAUGGCGACGGCGCCGUCGCUCACGGCUACUCCGUCUUUGAGCAAGCGGACGCCCUGUGUGCACAGUACGAAAAGGUGCAGCAGACCCUGUACCCGAGUUCCGCGAUGGCCAUUCCACGCGGCAGUGGCGGAGUGGGGCCGUGUACCCCCUCACCGCAGGCAACGGCGCUCGCCACAAAGGUCUCCUUCGCAUCCCUCUUGACCAUCACCUCGGCGGAGGUAACCCGCUUGCCACGGGCCGUGGAUCUAGGAAGCGCGGUGACGCUAAACCGCGGGGUGUUGGCAGGCGGAUGUGUGUCAGAAACAGACAGCGUCGCGGGAAGAGAGACCGAGGCGUCGCCGCUCACGCCAUCCUUCUCGCCCGAGCUACUUAAGACGCGACUCAUCACGGCGCUGCGACUUUGCUACCGCGUCGUCCUUCUCUACACCUGCGUGGAGUACACACCGCUACAGCUUCCCCGACUCGUGCGCGCUUUUGGCGCGGCGGCGAUCCCGGUAAGUGCGCGGCACCCACUAAGCGGCGACAGCAUCGCUACUCGACUGCUGCGCAAGAUGCACGCUCACCUGCUCGCCGGGACAAAUGGAAGCGGCGGCGGUGGCGACGGCAGCACCAGCAGCACUCCACGCGAGGAGCCCGAGAGCGAUGCUACGUCGAUUAUAAUGCGCGACGCUGACGACAUGUCGGAGCUGCCGAUGAGUGUGCUGAAGGAGCCUCCGUGCACCGGCGACCCGACCGCCAAUGCAGAGACGCGCGCCUUGGUGGACACGUGUGUGGCGCUGGUGCACAUGCUCCGCGACGCUGCCCUACGUCUGCCCUCACCUCCGUCCGCGCCACAGUCGCAGGCGGCCGCCGUGGCGGCCGGGCAUGCACUGCGCUCGGUACUCUUCCAGCCUUCGUGUGACGGGGAGACCGCGCUCUCCUUGGCCGCGCGCAUCGCCCACGCCCCGCUCAUCUCCGUCCUGGUGCAGAGCGGGGCAGCCGUGACCUCAGCCUCUCACAGUCGCCGCCGAGGCGGGGAUGAGUCGUGGCGCUGCUCGCACACAACGUGCAGUGUGCCUCGGCGAGGCGACGGCAGCGACACCGAGGCGGGUGGUGAGGACGGUGCUGGCGUGUACGACGUCUCCGGGAUUCCGGUCACCUCCCAAUGCUCCCUGAAGACGAGUCUGGCCGACGUCGUGGUACGCGUGCUGCUCGCCACCCGUGUCUACUACCCUGCGCAUGAGAUCGGCACCGUGCGUGCCUUGCUCACGCAUAUGCCGAACGAGACCGCGCGGCGAGCCUUCCUGCGGGGUGUGUACCCGAACAUCCACCCCCUGCCAGCGCUGCAGCUCGCGAUGGACAACGUGAACAUCGCAUCAGACUUUCUAACGGGCCCUAAAUGCAUGAACGCGCUCUGGACGAAUCUGAUGUACGCGCACUUCACGGGUCAACUGGACACCGCCGUGCGGACGACGGCAAAGGCGUGGAGUGAGCUGCUGCACGUCGUGCUUCCGGGGGCGCCGGCAGUCCCAAUUUACCUCGUCAUGUGCGCCGCCGUCCGCGAGGAGGUGAGUGCCGGGGAGUUGGAGGCGUCGCGCAGUGGUGUGCGUGCACAGAACCCGCAGCCGACCCUAUCCCCGCCGAGGCCUCUUGCCAGCUCGUCGAGAUCGUCGAGCACGGUGAAGAAACGGUCAAAGGAACGCACUGUGCCAUUGGCGAUGUCGAACUGGUCUCACAUUGUGCGCCGCACGAACCUCUUCCUGCAGCUCAUGGCCAUGUCCGCAGCUGAAACGCUCAUGAGCAAGAGCAGCAAGCCAUCGUCGCACAUGUUGGCAGAUGCGAAAACGCUCUCCUCUACCGCCGCGACAGCCUCCGGGAGUGGGCAGCGCAUCAAGACCACGUCGUCGCUGCUGCACGAGGUGCCAAAGAAAGAUAGUUUCGCUGCGCUGACGGACGUUGGCGAGCCUCCAUCGCAUGGGCUGUCCGGCACGUUGUUGUGGGACACCAUCGAGCUCGCCGUGCGCUACGACGACAAGGACAUGUUGCGGCACCUAUUGCAGCUUCGCCUGCCAGACAUCGUGCUCAAGCACAUCAGCAACAUCCAAAGCCAGCAACAGGCGCUGUCGUCGACCGGCACCUUUGGAGGAACGUACUCGUCUAUGGGCGUGAGCGCGCGUGCAAUGGAGGCGGUUUCGACGACAAUUCUCGGCAGCUACCCGUCCUUUGCCGGCGUGAGCACCACGUCGCAAGCGGCGCUCGUGCUCGAGCGGCUGCAGCGCCUCCUCUGGUGUGAGGCACUGCAAGAGUGUCAUGUUGACCUGCUCGCUGUCGCUGCGGGAAGCGUCGCAACGCUGCGGUUCCUGUACACAUCUUCACCCCCUGAGGUGCGCGCGCAGAUGGCCCCCAUGCGCUACGACCGCGUAGACGUGAAGAGCGGGAUGCCAGAGGGCGUGUCGCCUGCGCCAGACAUCGCGGCCCCCGCCGCGGCAGCGCCCGCCGGAGCCGAGGAACUCAUGGGGUCCGUUCAGAGGUCAAGGAAGUCAAGCUCUGCACGGGUCGCCAGCGGCGUGAUGUCACCGUCGGCGCAGGCCUUUGUCUACUCGUCAGAGGUGGAGACGAAUGUGAAAGCCGUGGACCACCAGCUUACGAAGACUCCCUUCUCAGCUAGCGCCGCGUCCACCACGCCUUCGGCGGAUGGCGUGACUUGGUUGGCGGCACCGACACCGGAAACGCCGACCUCGCGUGCCUCGUCCGCGGCGAAGCGGACAUCAGCUGCGCUGGGUGUGGACACUGUAGAGACGCCGGAUGAGCGAAGCCUCACACUGCCACUCACAAACGCGCCGCUGCUACAGCCCAAGGCGGGCGAGGAUAAGGAGGAGGAGGAGAGUGCCGCUGCCGUGGCGGAUGCGGAGCUGCGCUUCAUGGAAAGCUGCGUGCAGAACGGACGCCGUCGUCUCGCCGCGGGCGAAGAACAACGCCGGUGCGUAACAGCGGUGACAUGGGGCCUCGGCGCGGCUGCCUGCGCAGUGAAGCUGCCGAUGGCCCAAUCCAGCGCGAGGGCCGUGUCGUCCUCCAGCGCGGACGCCGCCGAGGCGACCACCGCGCCCGGCACAAGCGUAGAGGUGCAGCCGCGCUACACACCGGCACUACCACAGCCGCCGCGGCCGCCCGCUCAACGUCGCAUCACCCUAGAUGGCAAAGUUGGUGAUGUCGUCUCCGCUAAAGGCAGCCACAAGCCAAUCGCCGAUGCGGAGAGGACUGCAGCGCGACGGGUCGUGCAGCGCCAAGGGCGGACGAAGACUUCACUGCCCACCAAGGCAUCGGCGGCGGCCAAGGAGGCUAGCGGGCCGGCACCGUCCAGUCCAACGUCGCCGGCGGUGAUGGAGCCAGAGCCGGUCUACUUCAUGUACCUCCAGCUUGAUUGGGCUCUACAUUCGACUCGUCUCCUUCGCUCGCCUCGCCCCUCCAGCGCCACGCUCGAGACAAUCAUGUUCCUGCUGGAUCAGCGAGUGGCUCUCUCGGUGCCCGUGCUUGACCUCUUCCUAGCUGGCACCGUCGCCCCUAGCAACGCCGAUGCGCGGCAGGAGCUCGCCCUCGGCCUUCGCUACCAGACCCGGACACAUCGUGACACGCUGCUCCACCUGCUUGUCUUUCACGACCAGUGCCAGCUGGCGGAGUACUACCUCGAGUACUGCCAUUUCUGGUUCGUGUCCAAUGAACUCGAUCCAGAGCCAGUGAGCGGGCGGCCGGGUCGCUUCCCAAUCGACCAGCCUCCCGCGUCGCCCGACGGCGAUUUUAGUGAGGAUGACCUCCACGACGAUGACGACCACCGGCGUAGCGGUGUCGGGUAUAUGGGUCACGACAAGCAGAAGCGAAGCACGCAUUUAGCCCCGCAGUUGCGGCAUCGCUCUCGCGACCACUCUUCCUCGGGGUACGCCGAGACCGUGCCGCGCGAGUUCCUGCGGUGUAUGCUACGAGUGAACGCGCACGGGCUGACCGCCUUCGACUACGCCUAUACGCCGGCAAUGCUGCAGCUUCUCGAGUGGUACGGCUGCGUGCCGCCCACGUACCGGCCGAACCCGCACGCCUUCCGACGAGUUGUCUUUCUCGACCGCGGAGGGCAUGGUGACAUGAGGGAGGCAUAUACUUUGGCGGGCAACAUGGGUGAUUGUGACAGCAGCGAAGCGGCCGAUCGGCGGUGGUCUGCGAGUACUAGGACGUCGAUGGCGCGUCACCAGCGCGAGGUGCUGCGUUUCUUCCCUGUGCCACGCCUGGUCCUGGCGACCGACAACUUUGUGGCGCUGCUGGACCCCACCGGCACGGAGCUGGCGUCCACAGUCGGCUCCGUGGCGACCGCCCAAGCGCGCGCCGCUGCCGCGGGCACCGCAGAUGGAAAGAGUCGCAGUAAUGGCAAUGACGUGGACGAGGGUCUCGCCAAGGAUGAGCUUCUGGUGUCGACCCGCACGCAACCGCUGCAGCUGACCGAUCGCCGCAUUGACGCCAUCAUUGGCGCGGAGCGGCGGCAGCUGCAGGCGAGCUGGCGGCGCCACCACCAGCAGGAGCGCGCCAAGGCGCUUCUGUUUGAGCAGGUCGCUGCGCAGUCCCAAGCACUUGUCGUGCGCAGAGGUGGAAAAAGCGGUGGAGCAGACGAAUCGGUGAGAGAGAACGCGCUGCCGUACCUGACACGCACCGUGACGGCUCACCGGCGCCAGCAGUGGGAGUUGCAACGGCACCCGCCUUGCAGCAAGAUGACGCUGUGGCACAACGCCCUUGAAGCACAGCGACUCUCUGUGUCCGCCUUCACCGCGGCAUCGUCUCGCGGACAACUGAAGCGGCGAGCCAAGGCCGACGCUCGCGGCAGCGACAUUUUUGGCGCUGGCAUUCUUCCGAUCUUGCUCAGCGAGGAGGUGAGCUUACUGCACCUCGGUCUGUGCUCCUUCGAAGAUGAGCUUGUUCGCCUCUAUGGCGAGCUCCACACGGCGUCUGCAUCUACAUCCGCAGCUGGCAACGAGGACACCAGUGGCGCUGCACGCGCGCACCACAAAGGCAGCGAGGAAGUUGGGGCCAUGGGUGACGGCGACCACGCUGCCUCUGUCCUGAGCGCCUACAGCCGUCUGCUGCUGCCGCCGUCGGUCACCGACAAGCCCGAGACACACCCGCAGCAAGACCACGAGGCAGUAAAGCAGAGCUCCGGCGUCAUGUUCGGAGACACCCCACUGGAGAUGGGCAAUCCAAAUAGCACACCCAGGACGAAGGCGAGCCGCACUGGCCACACUGUGCUGCCUCAUGUCUCGUUCCCAGGUGGGUCGAUCGGCGGCGCGUUGUCGCCAGCGCAGCAGGGCACCCAGCUCUCUUCCGUCUCCACCACGAAGGCGCUCGUGGCGGCUUCGCAGAACUUUGGAUCGUGCGGUGGGGUACCGGCACCACCGCCUCGGCUGUCGCAGAUGGAUGUGGUGUUCCUCCUCGAGUGUCAGCAAUUUGUCGUGUACCCGCUCUCGAUGCCCAGCAGCGCCGACGCCGUGGGGGUGAUCCACGACGGCGGUGACGACAGCUACGACGAGAGCAGCAAGCCACGCAGCAGCGUGAGAGGCACCGGUGGGCUCAGCGUCAGCGUUGGCAACACCAGUCGCGCCCCCAGCGAUGACGAAGGGAAUGCCGCGUCUCCUCGCCUAACUCUUGGGAAAGGGGGGGUCGGUGUCAGCGAGUUGCCUGCCGUGAUCCAGCGCUGCACCGGCGGUAGCAUCGGCACGGACGAGCGACAUGUAAACGGAAAUGGCAGUGGCGCGCCGCGUCAGCGCGCGCUGGCCCCCGCAACAACAACGCGUGACACCACUGGUCGCUCUUUUGCUUCUCCACACAGAUCAUCCGUGCGUCGCGAGCAUGAGCACAAGAUGCGUAAUGCGCCACCGAGCGACUUGCCGCUGCUACGCUCUCUUCUGGCGCGCAAGGCCGCGGAUGAUCUGUCAUCGGAGCUGAUCGACGUCGCAGUGCACCGCUACGAAGCGGCGCUGCUGGUGUCCCUCACUCCAAUGCUACUCUCCGGCAUCAGCGGCGACGGCGCUGCUGGGGCUCGCGUGUCGGCGGCCGCGACAAUGAAAAACUUGGCGGUUAAGCUCAUGGACACGCGCUGGAAACAGUUCGGCAGCCGGCCCAUCAUCUCAGGCACCAACACUGAUGCCACGACUACUGCCACAGAAGCGGUGGCGCUACUGAACGUGCCCCCGUUCGCUCUAGCUGACGCUCCGGCGCUGUACCCGCACCGGGCAUCGUUGUCCACCGCACCAGCGGCAGAUGAGCACGGGUCAGUGACGCCGACAACAGCACUAGGCUCUGCCGCAGCACGUGUGCCAACCGUCAUAGCAGCGCGACUAGAAGAGUGGGUCGCGCGUCGCUGGCCGCUGCAAGGACAAGCAUCGCCCUCCCUGAAGCUGCACAGGGCUGGCGGUCGAGCAGACGUGACAUCCUCGCGAUCGCCUCCCACGACGACGGUUAAAGCCUUCAGGCAGGAGAACAAGGACGAGAACACACAGGACAGAGACGGCGUUGAUGAGGACGGCUACGACGACGAGUCGGCAGCGCUGCCGGUGCUCGAUCAGAUAGAGCCCGUUGGCGGAGUUGCCACGGCGGCCCAGCAAGUCCUCAUGCGUGCGCUGCUGAAGCGCUUUACUGCCGCCACAGGUGCGCAGCUCUCUGAGCAGAUGGGGCUCGUCAUCACCCCCAACUACGAUGUCGUGGAGGUCGGCGACACAGCGGCGGCUCUGCGAGACAUCGAAGCGAAGUUCGUCGCACCAGCGGCGGCGCGACAGAAGCGGCGAUAA
Molecule: messenger RNA, 17370 nt
Organism: Leishmania mexicana MHOM/GT/2001/U1103
Lineage: Eukaryota; Euglenozoa; Kinetoplastea; Trypanosomatida; Trypanosomatidae
Exons: 1
Coding region: 1-17370 (5789 amino acids)
Molecular function (GO): protein binding
Source: RefSeq, a predicted model, not a curated record